This is a messenger RNA of Clonostachys solani, 939 nucleotides long. Lineage: Eukaryota; Fungi; Ascomycota; Sordariomycetes; Hypocreales; Bionectriaceae. The record is from the annotation of a GenBank genome assembly.
AUGACUGAAGAAGGCGUCGGACUUCCUCUGGUGAUGCCAGUAACACCAUACGAUGACCUUCACUUCGAUCCAGAGGGCCAAAUCAUCAUCGAGAUGAUGACCAACGAUGAAGUUUCCACAGCAAUUACCGUGGACAAGAUAGUCGCCCUUACCUCCACCUUGGCCGAAACUUCUUCUAAAAUCGAUUUAGAUCAACAUACUUCGAAUGUCACGCUCACGAUUCUCGCUUUAUCAAUGCGCGUACCGCAUGAUAAACAGUCCAAACUCGUUGACUUCUGUUUCCGCCUCCACCUGCAUACUAUCCCUGAUCCCAUUAAUGGUGGCGCCUUAUCGCUAUGGGGACUGGAUGGAGUUUUCUGGUCAAAAUGGCCGCAAUUAGAAUUCAUCGCGGCCAUGUAUGAUUUAACAGGCUUUCUUGGUGAAAUCCACGCCGGCGACUUCCAGAGUUACCAAAAUUACACGGCCUGGCGUGCUCAACUAUCCGAAUUAGGGUUCUCCCUCUGGAAAGAGGAACUAAGCCUCGCUUACAUGCACUUAAUGGCGGUGUUUAGUCACAACUAUGACCAUUCAGAAAGGAGAGAAUUCGUACGGCUGAUGUGUAUGUGGUUUAUUUAUGCCCCCAACAAGAUUUGGCUCGAUGUUCAGCUCCGCCGAAGGAGCCCGAAUACAAAUCUAGACAAAACAGAUGGAUUCCAACGCUGCUUCUGGCCAUGUUGGAAAAAAUUUUUGAAGGGCUGCCAAGAAUCAAAAGUCAACGAAGACGAAGAGGCGUUGUCUAAUGACGAGGGUGACAAUAUAGAGGUUGCGAGCGCACAAGAUGUCUUGGAUGAAGACACGCAGGAGCUCAUCAGGCGAGCGCUAGAAAAUAUGGAGAAGGUUGAGGCCGAACACGCGAUCCGCUGGGGCAAGCCAUCCAUUACGCAGAGAGCAACUGAUUAA